Molecule: messenger RNA, 932 nt
Organism: Manis pentadactyla (Chinese pangolin)
Lineage: Eukaryota; Metazoa; Chordata; Mammalia; Pholidota; Manidae
Gene: HDDC3
Product: HD domain containing 3
Exons: 4
Coding region: 44-583 (179 amino acids)
Molecular function (GO): guanosine-3',5'-bis(diphosphate) 3'-diphosphatase activity
Source: RefSeq, a predicted model, not a curated record
UCCCCCUGCUCGCGGGACUGCUGUCGCGGUCCCUUCCUGCGCGAUGGGCUCCGAGGCGGCGCGGCUGCUGGAAGCCGCAGACUUUGCGGCUCGCAAACACCGACGGCAGCGGCGGAAGGACCCUGAAGGGACUCCCUACAUCAACCACCCUAUCGGUGUGGCCCGGAUCCUGACCCAUGAGGCGGGAGUCACCGACAUUGCGGUGUUACAGGCGGCCCUGCUCCACGACACCGUGGAAGACACAGACACCACCCUGGAGGAGGUGGAGCUGCACUUUGGGGAGCAAGUGCGGCGUCUGGUGGAGGACGUAACAGACGACAAGACGCUGCCCAAGCUGGAGAGAAAGCGGCUGCAGGUGGAGCGGGCACCCCGCAGCAGCCCAGGGGCCAAGCUGGUGAAGCUGGCAGACAAGCUGUACAACCUGAGGGACCUGAACCGCUGCACCCCAGAGGGAUGGUCUGAACGUCGAGUCCAGGAAUACUUCGAGUGGGCAGCACAGGUGGUGAAGGGGCUUCAGGGAACAAAUAAACAGCUGGAAGAGGCUCUAAGGCAGCUGUUCAAGGAGCGUGGGCUGACACUCUGAGCAGUGUUUAGAGCCCUCAGGUGACAGACUCCAGCCUUGCCAGGCCAUCGAGGAUUCACACUUCAGCAUUUUGGUGCCCAAGCUCUCCAUGGUUCGCUCAGCUCAGAUAUUAGUGGCCAAAACACUUGUAUUUUCUCACCUGAAGGUCUCCUGCCAAUAAGCUGAGCCCUGGAUUGCGGCGAUCAGAUGCACCCCAUCCAUUUCAAAUGCAUUCACUGCCCUUCUCCAGACCUUGGGUCUGUUUGCUUUUUUGCAUGGUAGGAUCUUUGGCCCCUCAGGGACUUGCUCUUAUAUAAACGCUAGUUCAUGAGUCAUUAUGUAAAAUAAAGCACUUUGGGUACAGGUUGAA